GUUUCAUUUUACAAUGUGGAUGAGAAUCGAAAUCGGAGGGAAGGAAGAAGAGGAACAUUAACUCGCGAAGAGAUUCAACUAAUCCUGUCUUACAUGACCAUUUAAAAGGAAUCUGACCUUAUUAUUGAUUUAAUUUGCCCAAAGACAUGGCAGCUUCAGACCACGCUGCUGGUGCGGAAAUUAGUAAGCUAAGUGGUGGUGAUAGCGUACACAGUUGGAGAGAUACUCUUCCGGCCUCGAUGGUUUCGAAAAGUGAAUUAAGCAUAUGGAGUGUGCUCAAAAAAUGCAUGGGGAAGGAUUUAACGCGAAUUUCUGUGCCAGUAGUUUUCAAUGAACCACUUAGUUUCCUGCAGCGUCUUGCUGAAUACUUGGAGUAUGCAGAAUUACUAGAGAAAGCAAGUAAAUGUGAAGAUACUAUUGAAAGAUUUGAGGUGAAAAGAUUCGAGCAAAUUUUGAAGAUACUGACAAUUUGAUAUAGAUUGUUGUUUUUUUCGUGUCAAAUUUUCAUGAAAAAAGUUUCCUCUUGGAAUUCAAAGCAAACAUGUGAGCUCCGUUUGAUUAGCAGAAUUGACAUAUGAAGAUCUUUUCAUGCAAAUGAUUUUUUUGACAAUUUUAUUCACACUCUGGAUUUGAGAGGGAUCACAGCGCUGUAAUACUGAAAUUUUGUAACUUAACAAGCUUUGUAGUUCAGCGAGCUUUUGUAGUUUAACAAGCUUUCUUAAUCAAUGUAGAUCUGUUACAGUAUGUUGCUGCAUUCAUUGUUUCAUCACUUUCAUGUAAUUAUAUGCGGCUAUCAAAGCCGUUCAAUCCCUUGUGGUUUGAAACUUAUGAAUUGGAUCGAAGUGAAGAAAGUGGUUAUCGGUUCAUUGCCGAACAAGUAAGCCACCACCCACCCAAAUCUGCUUUUCAUACUGAAUCUAAAAGUUAUGAAUUUGAUGGUGUUGUUUCACCACGAUUGAAAUUUUGGGGAACAUGUAUUGAGGUGCAACCAUCAGGGAGUUUUCAGCUAAAAUUUUUGGAUCAUAAUGAAACUUAUACAUGGAAAACACUGAACGUAACGAUUCAUAAUAUUGUUAUGGGACAAAUGUAUAUACAAUUGGAAGGGGAUCUUCAUGUACAAUGUAAUACAGGAUUCGAAUGUAAGCUGUCUUUUAAAAAUAGCGAUAACGGGCCUUCGAGACAGAGUACCUUCUUUCAGGGAUGCAUAUCAAAGCAAGGAAAAACUCUAAGAGCAAUAUAUGGGAACUGGACAGCAUUUUUUGCCACGUGUGAAAUUAAUAACUUUGAAUUCCGUUUCGAUGACUGGUUGGAAAUUGGCAAACGGUUCUUUCAAAAUUCUUCUGCUCCGGAAGGUAUACCCUUAAUUCAAGGAUCGAAAUUGAUAUGGAAGAGUCGUCCUCGACCUUCGAAUUCAUCUGCAAUGUAUAAUUUUACUUCAUUCACAUUUCUUUUAAAUGAUCCAUCUGGCAUAACGGACUUGCUACCUCCGACUGAUAGUAGACGAAGACCUGACAUACGCUUGUUAGAAGCAGGCCAAGCAGAAGCGGCUGAAAAGGAGAAAGAACGUCUAGAAGUUAAGCAAAGGCAAGCUCGUGCUUUAAUGAAGAAGACAAAAGAAAAACUGCCCAGAUGGUUUGAAAAAGUGCAUAUAAUUUCGAAAGAUCAGCUGUUGUGGUUGUUCACUUACAAAUAUUGGAAUCGUGAGUAUUGUGACUGCGAAGAUAUUUAUUGA
Molecule: messenger RNA, 1732 nt
Organism: Loa loa (African eye worm)
Lineage: Eukaryota; Metazoa; Nematoda; Chromadorea; Rhabditida; Onchocercidae
Exons: 11
Coding region: 785-1732 (315 amino acids)
Cellular component (GO): membrane; cytosol; intracellular membrane-bounded organelle
Molecular function (GO): sterol binding
Source: RefSeq, a predicted model, not a curated record